AUGGCGACGACGCAAGCAACCGCAGCGACACGAACGCAUCUCACGCUCAAGGGAUCUACAGCGCUCGUACACGAAUUCUUCAACUACUCUGUGCAAUCCAUCCUAUACCAGCGCGGUAUCUAUCCAUCAGACGACUUCAAAACGGUCAAGAAGUACGGUCUUCAGAUGCUCACGACUACGGACGAUGGUCUGAUCGAGUACCUCGAUACCGCCAUGGCGCAGCUCAAGACGUGGCUCGAACGUGGCGACGUCACACGACUCGUCGUUGUCAUCAUCGAAAAGGACUCGGGCGAGACACGAGAACGAUGGCAGUUCGACGUCGAUGUCAUCAACACACCUCUCGAUGAAUCCUCAACGCCAGCAUCCACCGAAAAACCCAAAAAGACAGACGCACAAGUAAGAGCCGAAAUUGCUGCCAUCAUCAAACAGAUCACCGCCUCGUGCACCUUCCUACCAGUGCUAGACGAACCAUGCGCCUUCCAAAUUCUCGCAUAUACCAACAAAGACGCCCAAGCUCCUGCAGAGUGGAUCGAUUCGGAUGCAAGACUGAUCGCAGAAGGUCAGGCAGAACAGGUCAGAUUGAGGAGCUUCUCCACCCAUGUUCAUAGAGUCGACGCAAUGGUCGCUUACAGAAGGGAUGAGGACGACGAGUAG
Messenger RNA from Mycosarcoma maydis (corn smut), 654 nucleotides. RefSeq names its product putative spindle-assembly checkpoint protein. Gene Ontology annotation, cellular component: kinetochore; nucleoplasm; cytoplasm. The record is from RefSeq and is a predicted model, not a curated record. NCBI's taxonomy places the organism in Eukaryota, Fungi, Basidiomycota, Ustilaginomycetes, Ustilaginales. The transcript has a single exon. Bases 1 to 654 code for a protein of 217 amino acids. Gene Ontology annotation, biological process: mitotic spindle assembly checkpoint signaling.